Messenger RNA from Zygotorulaspora mrakii, 1290 nucleotides. RefSeq names its product RNA-binding protein. The record is from RefSeq and is a predicted model, not a curated record. The transcript has 2 exons. NCBI's taxonomy places the organism in Eukaryota, Fungi, Ascomycota, Saccharomycetes, Saccharomycetales, Saccharomycetaceae. Bases 1 to 1290 code for a protein of 429 amino acids. Gene Ontology annotation, molecular function: mRNA binding. Gene Ontology annotation, cellular component: cytoplasm; nucleus; ribonucleoprotein complex.
AUGUCUGAAUUGGAUAGGAGUGGGGGAUAUGAUGAUCAACGCAGCAGGUCGAGAUCACCCGUUCAUCGUCAUGUAAGUGAUGAGCGAUCAUAUGGUGGAAACCAAAGAGAGUACGGCUAUUCCCGUUCAAGGGGUGGAUAUGGUGGAAGAUAUGAAGGAAGACGGUCAGACUUCGGUAGAGGUGAUUUCACUUCUGGACGUGGACGUGGUCGCGGUCGUGGUGGUUUCCGUGAUGAUGGAAGAAGGGGACGUUUUAGAGCGGCUAGAGGUGACUAUGGACCAGUUUUGGCGAGAGAACUCGAUAGUACGUACGACGAAAAAGUUAAUAGGAACUAUGGCAAUAGUAUUUUCGUUGGAAAUUUGACUUAUGACUGUACUCCAGAGGAUUUGAAGGACCAUUUUUCAGAAAUAGGUGAAGUUGUUCGCGCGGAUAUUAUCACCUCCAGAGGUCACCACAGAGGCAUGGGUACGGUUGAAUACACCAACUCAGAAGAUGUCGAUGAAGCGAUUCGUAAGUUUGAUGCUUCGUAUUUCAUGGACCGUCAAGUUUUUGUCAGACAGGACAAUCCACCACCUGAAAGUUCGCGUGAAAGACUUCCGGUUAGACAACGAAGCGGGCGCGCAGCUAGACAACCGUAUCCGGAUCAGCAUCAGCAACCGCAGGCUACCUUUGAAGUUUUCGUCGCUAAUCUCCCAUAUUCCAUCAAUUGGCAAGCUUUGAAAGACAUGUUCAAAGAGUGUGGAAGAGUGAUCCGUGCAGACGUUGAAAUGGAUCGAAAUGGUUAUUCUAGAGGUUUUGGGACUGUCAUAUACGGAACAUUAGAAGAAAUGGAAGAGGCUAUUCAAAGAUACAACGGCUAUGAACUUGAGGGAAGACCACUAGAUGUUAGACAAGGCCGUAACAUUGCUGGAAAUGAAAGAAAAGAGCCUUUUGAAUCUUCAGAGGCUCCUGUAGAAACCGAGCCAGCAGCUGUCGAGUUCACUACAUCAACCGCACCACCAUCUGGUUCUGAAUUCACGAAAGGUGUCACUGGAAGUGGUGAAAGAAGUAGUCUUAUCUACUGUGCUAACCUGCCAUUCUCUACAGCCACAAGUGAUUUAUAUGACCUUUUCGAAACAAUUGGUAAAGUCAUCAAUGCAGAGUUAACGCUUAAUGCAGACGGUUCUCCUACGGGCAUUGCUGUCGUUGAGUAUGCCAACAUCGAAGAUGCGGAUGUGUGUAUUGAGAGAUUGAACAAUUAUAACUAUGGGGGAUGCGAUCUUGACAUAUCUUACGCCAAACGCAAUUAG